AUGGUGGACAGGUGUUGUCCUGGCAAUGCCACUGCCAUUCCUGCUGUGCUCACCAUCUCCACAUGCCCAAAUGGUGGCAGCUUCCAAAAUGUUAUCUGUUUGCCCAGUUCCUGCCAGAGGAGAACUUAGCAACUGGUCACAUGCCAUGAAAACUGUCAGCCAUCCAGCAGUGCUCCAGGUGGCUGUGAACCUACUUCUUGUCAACCUUCCUGCCUUCCAGCAACUUCUUCUGUGGGUUUUGUUUACCAGCCCAUAUGUUCUCACACGGCCUGCUAUGAAUCCAGCUCUGGCCAGUCUCCUUGUCUGGUUAGUUCAUGCCAGCCAUCCUGCUCGGAAUCCACCAGUUGUCAGGCAAAGUGCUGUGAUGACAGCCCCUGCCAACAAAGUUCCUGCUGGGAGCCUGUCUGCAUGUCGGGAUCACACCAGGAAGCUUGUGGCCAAUCAGUCUGAUGUGAUGCUGGAUACUGCCAGCCAUCCUGCUCUGAAGUAACUUCUUGUCCUGAAACAUCUUGCCCACCAAUUAACUGUGCAGCUAGUCCGUGUCAACCUGCUUGCUGCCAAGGAGGUUCAUGUCAACCCAUCAGUGGUGAAGGUCAUCACUGUAAAUCAACUUGUUCUCAACCAAUCUGGCACAUUUUCAAGCCUUGCCAAUCAGUUCCUUGCAUUCCCGUUCCCCGCCAGCCAUCAACUUGUGUGUUCAGUUCUUGCAGUCCUACUUGCUCUGUGCUCUCCCCUUGCCAGCCACUUCACUGCCAGCCAGCUCCUUCCAUAUCCUUCAUCUGCUAGCCAGUGGCUAACUGCCAGUCCCCUUGUUCUGCAAAGAACUCUUGCAAACGAGCUUCCUAUGGCACCCUGCUUUCUAGCCAAUCAACUUGUGGUGGACCCACUUCCUACAGCCAAAGUGGCUGCAAAUCUUCUUCCUGCCAGCCAGCUUGCUGUGUGACAGGUUUAGGCAAAUCAUCCAGUGGUGACUCCAAUUGCUUCCAACCAGCUUCCCCAAGUCUCUGCAAAGCAAACACCUUCUUGCCAACUUCCUGUGAACCCAGCUGUGAGUACAGCUCCCAUAAGGCGAUACUUUUUUGA
Messenger RNA from Galeopterus variegatus (Sunda flying lemur), 1083 nucleotides. It is a transcript of the gene KRTAP29-1, whose product is annotated as keratin-associated protein 29-1. The record is from RefSeq and is a predicted model, not a curated record. Gene Ontology annotation, cellular component: keratin filament. The transcript has a single exon. Lineage: Eukaryota; Metazoa; Chordata; Mammalia; Dermoptera; Cynocephalidae.